AUGGGAAUUGAGUCGACAUCACUAGUACCGUCGCGAAGAAAAUGCGAAAACCGAAGGACGACCGUAAGACUCGAAAGACCGCAUGCCUGCUUCAAUGGCAGCAGUGAAGAGGUUGUCGAUGCAGUUGGUGUCAGAAUCCUGGUUUUCUGGGCGAAGGCGGUCGGGAUGUGCGAUCAAACGCGAAUGCGCAUUGGUAAGGGUGACACGGGUGAAACAGAUCUCUGGGAGUUGAAGGAGGAGAAGGAGGGGAAAGUGUUGAGUAUGGUCCACCAGAGAGAGAAUCGGAAAGCCGAGCCGCGAGACCCUCCGAUGAUGGAAUUCGUCUGUUGA
Messenger RNA from Penicillium cosmopolitanum, 330 nucleotides. RefSeq lists its product as uncharacterized. The record is from RefSeq and is a predicted model, not a curated record. NCBI's taxonomy places the organism in Eukaryota, Fungi, Ascomycota, Eurotiomycetes, Eurotiales, Aspergillaceae. Bases 1 to 330 code for a protein of 109 amino acids. The transcript has a single exon.